CGCGCCCCGGGCCCGAUGCUGGCGCUGAGCGCCGCCCUCCGCCUCCUGCCCCGCACCCGGCCCCGGCCCGGGCUCGCCCGCGGCUGCGGCUCGGGCUCGGGGCCCGGCGCCCCGCGGAACCCGCUGGUCUACCUGGACGUGGGCGCCGACGAGCAGCCGCUGGGCCGCGUGGUGCUGGAGCUGAAAGCUGAUGUCGUUCCAAAGACAGCAGAAAACUUCAGAGCUCUUUGUACUGGUGAAAAAGGAUUUGGUUAUAAAGGAUCCACUUUUCACAGAGUGAUUCCUUCGUUUAUGUGCCAGGGUGGUGACUUCACAAAUCAUAACGGAACUGGUGGAAAAUCCAUUUAUGGAAGUAGAUUUCAAGAUGAAAAUUUCAUACUUAAGCAUGUAGGACCUGGUGUUCUUUCAAUGGCUAAUGCAGGACCUAAUACAAAUGGAUCUCAGUUCUUCAUUUGCACUGCAAAAACAGACUGGCUAGAUGGAAAGCAUGUCGUUUUUGGGCAUGUCAAGGAAGGAAUGGAUGUUGUGAAAAAAAUCGAGAGCUUUGGUUCCAAGAAUGGAAAGACGUCCAAAAAGAUUGUUAUUACUGACUGUGGCCAGCUGUCAUAACCUUUUGCCCUGCCAUUCAGGACGACUUCAAUGCUGUGAAAAAUGGAUCAUAAAACCAAAACAUUUCUGAUCCCAUGAGUAGCACCUAUGGAGCCAUAUUUUCUGCUUUACUUGGUCCUACUUUUAUACUUCUAUUGAAUAAUACUGCUUGAAAGCAUAAAAUGUUUAAUAAAAACAUGUUUUAACCAAGGUACCUUGGUAGUCACUGCCACAGUCUCUUGGUAGAGAUUCCCACUGUGUUUUAAAAGAAGUAGUAUGGUAACUGAGAGCAUAUCUGACUGUCCUGUUAAUACCGUUCUUACUAUUUGGAUGCUUUGGGUGUUAGAAUUAAUUGGUGGUGGAGUUGACAACUAAAUAUUCUGUAAUUGACAGAUAGAUCAAAGAUAAAUUGAGAAACACUAUGUUCCCUUUGGUUCCAAAAUAGUCAUCUAUUUUGUUGUUUGUCUCAUCAUUUUUAAAAAAUGAUACUAACUAAUGCUCUCAAAACUAACUGCAACAAUACCAUCAAAUGUUUUCUUUCUGUGUCUCAAUUCAAGUCUUUUCACUAGAAUUAAUAUGUGUGGUUGUGGGUUUUUAAUUCGUCAGUUUCUGUAGUCUGACCACUGUUUAAAACUGAACUGAUCCUUGAUUCAAUGGAGCAAUUUGACUUCUGGGUUAAGUAAACUGCUUUAAGAUGAAGUAGCGUGCUGGUAGAGCUCUACCAGUUAGCUAAGACUACAAAUGAGACAAAAGAUGUGAAGUAUUAAUGCUUGUGGGAAAAGCACUUGACUGUUGUUGUGUGAUAAUCUUGUUACUGAAGAGAAAAAUAAAAUGUGAUAGCUCUUUUCAACUGUGAUUACUUCCACUGCAUUCUGCUAAUACAUGGGUUUAAAGCUAUUCUUUACUGCAAUUUUUUUCCACUGAGGGCUGCAUUCUUGUGUGUACAUAGUAUUCGGAGAAUAAUUUAACAGAAAAUGGAAUUGACACACUUUUUAUUCUUUCCUGUUUCAUCUAUCUUUGUAGUAUUUUUCAAAUAUUAAUUUGUGCUGUUUUGGCAUAUUUCAGUUUGAUAUGAUUGUUUUCUCUUAAUUCGUAUAUGAAAAAUAAUUAAAUACAGUUCUACCA
Messenger RNA from Cygnus olor (mute swan), 1713 nucleotides. RefSeq names its product peptidylprolyl isomerase F (gene PPIF). Gene Ontology annotation, biological process: protein folding; regulation of mitochondrial membrane permeability involved in programmed necrotic cell death; cellular response to hydrogen peroxide. NCBI's taxonomy places the organism in Eukaryota, Metazoa, Chordata, Aves, Anseriformes, Anatidae. The transcript is spliced from 6 exons. Gene Ontology annotation, cellular component: mitochondrion. Bases 16 to 609 code for a protein of 197 amino acids. Gene Ontology annotation, molecular function: peptidyl-prolyl cis-trans isomerase activity. The record is from RefSeq and is a predicted model, not a curated record.